AUGCAGUUGAAUACACAAAUCUUAAUCAAUUCCAAACCAGAGAAAGUUAGAGACGUAAUUUUAGAUUUUCAGAAGUACUCAGAAUGGAACCCAUUUUUCACUAGCUUUAAAAUCUAUACUUCGGGUGCAGCACCGAUACCAGGAACUCAGUUAGAAAUUAAAAUGAAACUAAUUGGCGGCAAUGAAAACACAAUAUAUCCAAUAGUGUUGGAGAACAGUGCAAGUGCUCUUAGAUAG
This is a messenger RNA of Debaryomyces hansenii CBS767, 237 nucleotides long. RefSeq names its product DEHA2F27302p. The record is from RefSeq and is a predicted model, not a curated record. The transcript has a single exon. NCBI's taxonomy places the organism in Eukaryota, Fungi, Ascomycota, Pichiomycetes, Serinales, Debaryomycetaceae. Bases 1 to 237 code for a protein of 78 amino acids.